Ictalurus furcatus (blue catfish) is the source of this 1836-nucleotide messenger RNA. RefSeq names its product ATP-sensitive inward rectifier potassium channel 10. Gene Ontology annotation, cellular component: plasma membrane. The coding region runs from base 221 to 1456 and encodes 411 amino acids. Gene Ontology annotation, biological process: regulation of monoatomic ion transmembrane transport; potassium ion import across plasma membrane. The transcript is spliced from 6 exons. The record is from RefSeq and is a predicted model, not a curated record. Gene Ontology annotation, molecular function: inward rectifier potassium channel activity. Lineage: Eukaryota; Metazoa; Chordata; Actinopteri; Siluriformes; Ictaluridae.
GGAGAGAGAGUUUAGGAAGCAAGAGCUGCUUGCAUGGUCCUCUUCCUCAUGAACGGAAGUCUGUUUUUUUUUUUACCUCAGAUUUUUACCUCAGGUUGUGUGGCGCGAAGCGCGCGAGCCGAAGUUAUAAUGUAAUGAACGCGAGGACCUGAACCACCAACGGACGCUUGAUGUAAAUUUUUGUUUCCCCAGUAGGGACACCAUUAAGCAAACCGCCAAGAUGACAUCAACACUCCAUGGGCAGAAGGUGUGCCACUCACAGACACAGACAGAUGCCCUGAAGCCACUACUCGGAGGGACAGGAUUUGGAACUGAAACACCUCGCCUCCGUCGGCGCCUAAUGUCCAAAGAUGGACGGAGCAACGUGCGUGUGGAGCACAGGAGCGGGCAGCAUGCACUGUACCUACGUGAUCCAUGGACGACCUGUGUGGACAUGCAGUGGAGAUACAAGCUGCUCAUGUUCAGUGCCACCUUUGUGGGCACCUGGUUCGCCUUUGGCCUGCUGUGGUAUCUGCUGGCUCUGGUGCAUGGAGACCUGCUGGAAUUCGAUCCUCCGGCCAACCACACAUUGUGUGUGAUGCAGAUGCAGACGCUAACGGGAGCUUUCCUGUUCUCCCUGGAAACGCAGACGACCAUUGGCUAUGGUUUCCGCUGUAUCACAGAAGAGUGUCCAUCUGGCAUUGUACUUCUCGUCAUCCAGCUUCUCAUUACCACCGGCAUAGAGAUCUUCAUCACAGGAACCUUCCUCGCCAAGGUUGCUCGGCCCAAGAAACGGGGGGAGACAGUACGUUUCAGCCAGCAUGCUGUAAUAGCCAAUCACAACGGGCAGCCGUGUCUUAUGAUCCGGGUGGCCAACAUGCGCAAGAGCCUCCUUUUGGGCUGCCAGGUGACUGGGAAGCUGCUCCAGCGUUGUGCGCCUAGAGAGGGUGAGACAGUGCGCCUAGACCAGAAGAACAUCCCAUUCAGUGUGGACACAGCCAGCGAGAGCCCAUUCCUUAUCCUCCCCCUCACCUUCUACCACACUAUCGACAACGACAGCCCCCUCCGAGCAUGGGCUGCCCAGGGUGUUGGAUGGACCGAGCCGGAGCUGGCUGAUUUCGAGCUCUUGGUGAUGAUGAGCUCCACGGUGGAGCCAACAUCUGCUAUGUGCCAGGUGCGCACGUCCUACCUGCCUGAAGAGAUUCUUUGGGGCUAUGAGUUCCCACCCAUCGUCUCUCUGUCUCCAAUGGGGAAAUACGUUGCUGAUCUUGCGUACUUUGACAAGGUCGUCAGGGCCAAGACCCCGCCCAUAUUCAGACAGUCCUCACAAGGUCAGCAGGAUUACCAUAGUAGCGGAGAGGGAGGAGACCCAGAGAAAAUUCAGUUGGAGCUGAGUUAUAGAGAAGCAGGCCAGGAGAGGGAGAGGGGGAAGGGGAGAGAUGGGAGUCCAUCAGGAGUUAGAAUAAGUAAUGUGUAACACACUUAUAGUAUAUACCUACACACACACACAUACACUCACACACACAGUAGCACGUGCCAUACUUAACAGAUGACGUCCAACAAAAUGUCCUGAUAUUAGAAGUAACAAAACACCACAAUCCUAAUAUAUAAAGGGUAAAAGUGUAACACUGAAAUCUUGUUAAACUACUCAUACCACUGGGAAACAUAGGUACUAAAAUGUUAUUAUGUCAUUUAGAUACAGUAUAUUAAGCUACUGUGUAUAAAUAAGCAAUAUUUAACCUGGUCUUGUCAAGGUGGAAAUAGUGAGAUAAUAUCUCCCUCUGGUGGCUACACUUACUGCCACUAGUAAAGAUGCAGUGUAAUUGGUUUUCAAUAAACCUUUAUAACUCGUCUGAA